UGUGCACGGUCGUGCCCGCCCCCUCCAGAGAGUCACCUUGCUCCGGCUGUUGCUGCUGCUGGACCGGUGAGAGCAGGUGGACCGUCCGGCCCAGAGGCACACAGGGAGCGGGGAUCUGAACCGGCAUCUGGACCGGCAUCUGGACCGAGUUCUGAACCGGGAACUGAACCGGGAACUGCGGCUACUGACUGACAGGCACCAGCAUGGCGGAGGCUAAGCCCAAGACCUCUCCGAAGGCCAUUAAAUUCCUGUUCGGAGGCUUGGCCGGGAUGGGGGCCACGGUGUUCGUGCAGCCGUUGGACCUGGUGAAGAACAGGAUGCAGCUGAGCGGUCAGGGCACGAAGGCCAGAGAGUAUAAGACCAGCUUCCACGCUCUGUUCUCCAUCCUGAGGAACGAGGGCAUCGGAGGCAUCUACACCGGGCUCUCCGCGGGGCUGCUGCGCCAGGCCACCUACACCACCACCCGUCUGGGAAUCUACACCAUCCUGUUUGAGAAGAUGACUGGAGAGGACGGCCGACCCCCAAACUUCCUACUGAAGGCUGCCAUCGGAAUGACGGCCGGAGCCACCGGAGCCUUUGUCGGGACUCCAGCAGAAGUGGCGCUGAUCAGAAUGACGGCGGACGGACGUCUUCCUGCAGACCAGAGGAGAGGCUACACCAACGUCUUCAACGCCCUGGCUCGGAUCACCAGGGAGGAGGGGGUCACCACUCUGUGGAGGGGGUGUGUUCCCACCAUGGCUCGGGCGGUGGUGGUGAACGCAGCUCAGCUGGCCUCCUACUCUCAGUCCAAACAGGCUCUGCUGGACUCAGGCUACUUUGGGGAUGACAUCCUGUGCCACUUCUGUGCCAGCAUGAUCAGUGGUCUGGUUACCACGGCAGCGUCCAUGCCCGUGGACAUCGUGAAGACCAGGAUCCAGAACAUGAGGAUGAUCGACGGGAAGCCAGAGUACAAGAACGGUUUGGAGGUGCUGGUGCGCGUGGUGAGCAACGAGGGCUUCUUCUCUCUGUGGAAAGGCUUCACGCCGUACUACGCUCGGCUCGGGCCCCACACCGUCCUCACCUUCAUCUUCCUGGAGCAGAUGAACCGCCUCUACAAGACCUACGUGCUGGACGCCUAGCGCCCCCCGCAGGGAGCUCAGUGUUAACACCGGCCCGUACCACGUCACUCUGACCCCCCUCCCACCCCGGCGUGGUACGCUCCAACUCGCCCUUUCAAAUUCUUUUUUGUAAAGAAAAGAAUGUAAAAUAAACAUAGUGAACCAUGAGUGUUAUUUUUAGUUUUAUUUUAUUGUGAAGGCACGCGGCUCCGGGGCCUCACGAACGCUGCUGGAGGAAUAAACAGAUCUGAGACUCA
Molecule: messenger RNA, 1354 nt
Organism: Mugil cephalus (flathead mullet)
Lineage: Eukaryota; Metazoa; Chordata; Actinopteri; Mugiliformes; Mugilidae
Gene: slc25a11
Product: solute carrier family 25 member 11
Exons: 9
Coding region: 204-1118 (304 amino acids)
Biological process (GO): succinate transmembrane transport; oxaloacetate transport; phosphate ion transmembrane transport
Molecular function (GO): succinate transmembrane transporter activity; sulfate transmembrane transporter activity; oxaloacetate transmembrane transporter activity
Source: RefSeq, a predicted model, not a curated record